Messenger RNA from Oryzias melastigma (Indian medaka), 444 nucleotides. Its product is annotated as hsp70-binding protein 1-like. The record is from RefSeq and is a predicted model, not a curated record. The annotation marks the transcript as partial. The transcript has 4 exons. Lineage: Eukaryota; Metazoa; Chordata; Actinopteri; Beloniformes; Adrianichthyidae.
UUGGUUCGAGAGCAGGAAGCCGGUCUUCAAGCCUUUUUGGCCCUUGAUGGAUUCUCAGUGCUGAUGAGAGGCAUGCAGUCUGAAAACGAGAAGCUCCGGACAAAGUCUGCUUUCCUUCUGCUAAACCUGUUGACCUCACAUCCUGAACAGAAAGAGCCUCUGGUGUCUAUGGGGAUGGUGCAGCAGCUGGUGUCCGUUCUCCGCUCGCCACACUCUCAUUUCCAUGAACAUGUUCUUGGUGCACUCUGCUGUUUGGUUGAGGACUUUCCAAAAGGAGUGACAGAAUGCCAGAUCCCCGCUCUGGCUCUGGAGGAAUUACUCAGACAGAGAGCCAAAGAUCUCCAAGGAAAAGAAGAAAGUCAAGAAGAGCUCGAGUUCUGCGAGCNUUAUUGUACACAAAGUUGGAUGUUCAAUCAUUUACUUAACAAUUCAAAGAUUUGGUGA